CACCGAUUCGGUUGUGAUAGUGUUUGAAGGUACGUACGUACCACACUACGUGUACUACCGCGGAGCUGAAUACCGAUGCCUACUAUAUCGUAAGCAGUACGAGACAUGUACCACAUGUGGCCGCCUCGGCCACCGAGCGGAUGUUUGCCCGACACCGAACAGCAAGAAAUGUCGCGGGUGCGGAACUCUCAAUCCACCCGAAGAUCAUCAGUGCGAGCCAAGAUGCUUCAUGUGUGGGAAGGGACACUUCACAGGAGACAAAAAGUGCCGUGAACGGUUCAAGACCCCAUAUCUUCUCAGAAAGAGGCAGUGGAAACAACAACAGCAACAACAACACCACCAACAACAACGGAAUGAACAACCACCGCAGAAAGCUAUGGCGGACAAUCGCCCAAGUCGGUCCAGGGAGCGGUCGGGUAGCACCGAAUCGCACAAGGGAUCGACAUGGACCAACAGCCACGGCAGCAGACACCGCGACAGGAGCCGCUCUAGUUCCUUCCCAAGACUCCCCGGUGGAGGCGGUGGCGGCCAGUCCAACUCCAAGUCCCGGUCCAGGUCCCGGCCCAGGUCUGAAUCGAGAUCGAGAGGAUCACCACUACACGGAACCCCGGAGGGCUCUGGCGGGUCCGACGGCAACAAAACGCAGCGCUACGAUGGAAGUCGAGGUGAAGUCCAACCACAGUCCAGUCGCGGGCAAGGCCAGCCGCAAGAAGCGACUUACGCGAAAGACCGCCCGCAAGUCCAUCGUGGCAGCCACGGAGGAACACCGGGACGAGGCGACUCCGCCACGCCGCGACCAGACGCCAGACUCGCAGAGCAGCAGGGGCAAGCAGCCUGGCGACAGCGGAGCUCCCCUGCAGCCACCACGCAACAAGGCAGCCUCGCUGAUGCAGCAGCACCGGUCCGUGUGGCGCAACGAGUUCCAGAAGCUGCACGACGCCGAGGAGAGGCUCAAGAACGACAUCGUCGAUAAGCUCAGGUACAUAUCUUCCACGGGCAUCUCUAGUGACGAUGAGGCGGGCCAGUGCCUUGAGGACUGGAUCGAUUAUGAACUGGGACGCACGAAGUUCCAGGACAGCGCCGACUCGAGAGUCGAGUGGUUCAGGCGCAUCCUGGCCUGCCGGCUCGGCUUCAUGGACGACCAGGACGGCGAGGAGGAGGGCGCGCAGCCCUCGGCGAACAGCGAGGCCCAGAUGGUGGCCGACCUGCGGGAAGCCCAGCGGGAGACGCGCCAGCUCACCGCCACGCUGGAGCAGCAGUUCAGGGAGGCCGACGAGGAGGUGGCGCGAGCGUUCGAGUCGUCGCCCCUCAGCAACACAAGGUUCACCUUCUCCCGCAACGUCGAGGACGACUUUCAAGCGUCCUGGAACGGAGACGAGCGGAUGCGUCGCCCUCUGCUGGCCGAACUUAAGCAGAUCGACCACAAGUUCGAGUCCAAGAUCAAGGACAUCGACAAGGCGCACAAACUGGAAGAGGAGCCUGCCGACUGGACCGCCGACGACUUCGCGGUUGUGAACCACGUGCUCGAGCAAUACCCGAGCAACCUGGGCAACCGGAGGGCGCUCAUCAUGGACUGGCUGCGCCGGCACUUCAAAAAGCGCUCUAUCCUGGACAUCUCAACUUACAUGACGUGGUGCCAAAACCAGCGCUACCACCGGGACAAGGUGCAGUCGUGCCUGCAGGAGUGGGAGCGCGCACGCGUUCAGUGGCUCGCCAAGGCAAAGCAGACGGCGACCACGCGGAACGGCCCUGGCACAGGGGCUGCGUCCAGUGGCCCACCACAGCGACGAAGGACAAUGCACCACGUUGCACUGCCACCUGCUCCGUCACUACAAAAGAAGCCGAACCGUCUGCCGCCGAUUGAUCCCGAGCUCAAGGAGCAGAGGGCGCCACGACCGAGGGCCCGUGUUCGCAUCGCGCCCAAUCCCACCACCAUGUCGUCUUCCUCUGCGCCGCAUCUCGGCGCCGUUGCCGGUCUCGACGGCGUCGCGGCUGCAUCUGCGGUCGGCUCGAAGGCCGACCAGCUCCGGCAGGCCGAGAGGCAGGCGCUGGAGGAGCGGAACCGCGAGUGGCGGCUGCGCUCGCUGUCCACGGUGCGAGAGAUAGAGGUGCUGCGCAUGCGCCGCAAGCAGUCCAUCGUUGUGGCCGGUGUGGACGACGCGUCCGAAGUUCAGGAACUGGCCAAGGUUCAGCGAAAGCUCAACCUGGAAAGAGUGAAGUUUCGUCAGGAACUGGCCAUGAAGAAACAACGCGACCGUUUACGAGUCGAGCAGAAGAAGCAGGAACAGGUGAAGCUAGAAAAGCUCCAAUUACAGAAAACCAAGAGGAUGCAGUGAUCUACGACCGUGCAGUGAUACGCGUCUCGGCAGUGACCCCACUAGAAAUCAGCGGCAGCAGCCAUCCCAGCAACAUCACCUGUUGACCGUGCCGGUCAUACACAGGCCAGAGAAGAAGCCAAGGCCUGUCAGAGACUUACGAGUGGAUGUACGCGGCCGCGUACCACCGGAAGCGGGCUCCAACCACCACCACACCAGGACAACGCUGACAACUAGCAUCAGUCCAGUGGAGAACACGCGAACAUUGCUCGCCCACGGCAUACCCGUCGCGAGCCCCGUGUAGUUAUGCUGCAGUGCAUGCAUCGAAGCUUUCCUCCCCUGAAAGUGAGCAUCUUAACUGAGACAAACAAGGUAGUAUGCUUGUGGUUACCAUGCAGCUUUACUAUGAAAGAAAAAACCAGCAGAAUUACCGCUUCCCUGCUAUGUCAGACUUUAGUUUUUUGUUGAACUAUAAUCUGUUGUUCAUCCAAUGGCAAACAAAAUGAGAUAUCAUGCAAGAAUGGGUAGGCUUAGACACUAGCACUUGACCUAAGUUGUUUCGGAGCAAGACCUUUGCGCACAAAAAAAAGGUCGUCUUGUUCCGUGCAAUUCGUUCUCGCUACAACAGAAGGGUUCGCUGCAUAAUAAUAUUCUGCUACCACCAUAUCAUACUGCUGAAGGACAGGCUGAGUGGGGAAACCAUUAUGAUGAUUGUUUUGCGACUUCAUGCUCCGAAAGCUAUUGCUGUUUCAUAUUACAUUCACACUUCACACUGCAAGAUGCCCUUGGGUGCAUUGCAUGCGUAUUAGUACAAGUGCCAACAGGACGGAAGUUGUCAUAAAGAUAAAAUCGUUUUGAACGUAGAAACUAUAACAGGCCGUGGAUUUCUCCUUUGAAUGUACUUUCUGUACGCGGUUGCUGAGCUGUGUAGAUGUUGUCUGGACAGCUGUGAAAUUGAUGACUGCGCGAAUAUAUUUGGAUCAAAGCCCAAAGUAUUGAAUGAAGCUAUUCGACAAGAUACACUGCCCGUGGAGCAAAUGAUAGUUGUUGACAUUGAGAUUGUUUGUUUUGACCAGCAGAGAGUAACCAAUAAAGGUCGGCUAUUAUUUAUCUGCG
Molecule: messenger RNA, 3431 nt
Organism: Dermacentor albipictus
Lineage: Eukaryota; Metazoa; Arthropoda; Arachnida; Ixodida; Ixodidae
Source: RefSeq, a predicted model, not a curated record